Helicoverpa zea (corn earworm) is the source of this 982-nucleotide messenger RNA. RefSeq lists its product as uncharacterized. The record is from RefSeq and is a predicted model, not a curated record. The coding region runs from base 1 to 828 and encodes 275 amino acids. NCBI's taxonomy places the organism in Eukaryota, Metazoa, Arthropoda, Insecta, Lepidoptera, Noctuidae. The transcript has a single exon.
AUGAUGGAACACAAGCAAGAAGUCAGUGAGCCUACAGACCUCGCUGUCAUCUCCGUGCAGUCGCGUCUCCUUCCCUUCUGGCGUGAAUAUCCUCGCAUGUGGUUCAUCCAAUUUGAAGCCGUCGUCGAGCCGCAGAAGACCAGUGACGAAAACAAAUAUCGUUACGUCCUGGGCCAACUACAACCGACCGACCUUCAACAUGUCACAGACAUCGUGAUCAAGCCGCCAGAAACCAAGAAGUACGAGGCCAUCAAACAACGCCUUCUCUCCGUGUACGAGCAGUCCGAGGUGAAAAACUUCAAAAACCUCAUCAGCGGAUUAGAGCUUGGCAACCAAAAACCGUCUCAGUUGCUACGACGUAUGCGCGAACUCGGCGGCAACAUGAUCACCGAAGAUGGCAUCAAGAUUGAGUGGAUGAACCACCUUCCGCCGCAAAUGCGAGUUGUGCUGUCUGUGAACACAGAUUCAUCACUCGAUAUGCUCGCGGCUAUGGCAGACAAGAUGAUGGAAUAUUCCGAGUCGGCAAAUAUCGCAGCUGUCUCUUCAUCUCAACCAGAUUCUGCAGCGGUUAACCAACAAAUCAUGUCCGCGCAGAUACAAGUGCUUUCUAAACAACUUGAGAAUCUGACAAUCGAGAUCUCCGAACUUCGUAGCCGUGGAAGACCAAACCAUCGUCGUCAUCAGCGCUCCCGCUCAAGGUCAAAGUCUACGGCAAGGCAUCAACACGAUCCCAAUCGAGUAUGCUACUACCACUACCGAUUCGGGGAUCAAGCGAGACGCUGCGUGUCACCGUGCGCUAGGCGAAAUCAAAAGAAGUCGGAAAACUAGAAGAGGCACCGACCGUGGCGGACGUCGGUGUAACUACGGCAAGUAACCGCCUAUGUGUCUUCGAUCGCAACACGAAUCACCGUUUCCUCGUUGACACCGGUGCGGAUAUCUCCGUCCUAGCCGCCACCCCGAUACAUAAGAAGAAAUGUUCGCC